UCUCAAUUCUUCAUUUACUUAAGUUGAAUGAGUCCUUCCAAUUCAUACAUGCAAUGCAAGGCACUAAAUUUAAUUACAUCGUUUUAUUGAAACUGGAGAUUCAUGAAUGACACAAAACCAGAUGAUUCUUUAAAUCAAACAACAUGGUACGAAUUAAGGAGCGUUAUCUCCUAGUUAAGAUCCUCUACCCAAAUGAACUUGGCAGUCGGCCUGAUCUUCCCGAUGUUGUGGUCAUCAACCAACCAACGACCGACCAACUCAAUUCAGCAGCCCUCCUUAGGGGUAUACGAGCGGAGGUUACCAAUUUAUUCGGAGACUAUGGCUCAGGAGCCAUCGAGGGUGGGAACUUAGGUGUGAAAUACUUCUCUCAUGCCACUUCAACAUUUAUUCUGCGCAUUUCGCGAUCGUCUUAUCGCCUGGUCUGGACUGCCCUCACUUUUAUGAACUCCAUCCCCAUUAAAAAUGGAAAACCUUGUGUCUUCCGUGUUGUUCAUGUGAGCGGUACCAUGCGCAAAGUCGAGGAAGAAGCUAUUCGUCGUGCUCGGGACCUCAUUUUUACGGCGCAGAACGACCAAAAAGAGAAGACCGAUGAUCCUCUUAGCAACAUGUUUAGAAAAUCAGAACGGUCGCAACCCGAUGUUGCUAUGGCAGACUUACUAAGCGUCGAGGAUGAUGACAGCGACGUAGAAAUGGGGGAAAUAGUUGAUGAUUGA
Molecule: messenger RNA, 713 nt
Organism: Annulohypoxylon maeteangense
Lineage: Eukaryota; Fungi; Ascomycota; Sordariomycetes; Xylariales; Hypoxylaceae
Product: Rpp14 family protein
Exons: 2
Coding region: 144-713 (189 amino acids)
Biological process (GO): tRNA 5'-leader removal
Cellular component (GO): ribonuclease P complex
Source: RefSeq, a predicted model, not a curated record